AUGUUUACGGGAUCAGAACAAUUACUGUCCAAAAUGUCAAAAAGUAAAAAAGAUUUUAGUGUGGCAUUUUUAUUAAGUAAAACAUCAAAAAAACAUCGUACAACUGACAAUAAUAAUAAUUGUGAAGACGAAUUUUCUUGUCAUUCAAAUGGUACAUCACCAAUAUCAAGUAUCGAAAGCUCAUUAACAUCACCUCAACAUAAUCUCGAUAUUUUAAACAGUACACCGUGGAAUAACUCGACAUUAUGGUUUCCUACAACAUCCGAUCAAAAUGAGUGUUCUAAAUUAAAUUCAACAGUCUGUCCAUUACGUAAACAUAAAAGUAAUAGAAAACCACGAACACCAUUUACAACGACACAACUAUUAGCAUUAGAAAAAAAAUUUAAUGAAAGACAUUAUUUAUCAAUUGCUGAACGUGCCGAAUUUUCAGCAGCUCUAGGUUUAACUGAAACACAAGUAAAAAUAUGGUUUCAAAAUCGUCGUGCAAAAGAAAAACGUUUAGCCGAAGCUGAAAUUGAAAAAUUUCGUUUUAUUCAGAUAAAAGGACGUUUAGUUCAACAAUUUGACUUAGCAGUAAAUAAUCAACAUCAUAAUGAUUCAAUGGCUGCUGCUCAUCUUUACAAUUAUAUAUCAGCUAAUUCGUUUCGAUAA
Molecule: messenger RNA, 651 nt
Organism: Didymodactylos carnosus
Lineage: Eukaryota; Metazoa; Rotifera; Eurotatoria; Philodinida; Philodinidae
Source: the annotation of a GenBank genome assembly